AUGUCUUGGAAACGCAAAACCAAUCAACCAAAUAGACUGAAAGAGUUACCCGCCGAAUCUCCGCUUGUGAUUGGUCUUGCGCACAAAUCAUCAAAUACCUCCUCAACCACCGACACCACAGGAAUCCCCGGAGACAUGGAGUUCGCCCCAUUCCUUCCACAACCGUCCAGUACAAGCUGCAUUCUCAAUCUUUCACCCAAAGCGACGGUAAACACUGGCCCCUCCCCCAAGUCGCAGAGAGAGAUCGCCUCUGCAGACAUCAUGUCUAUCCUCCGCAACGCCUGCCUUUCUUCCAACCUCAGCAGGGAAGAAAAGAUCUCUCUUCUCUCAGAGGUCGCAAAUCAAAUUAGUGGACUCAAAAGGCAGUUGAAUUCUUCACCCCUCAACAUCAGCAGCAACAGUAAUGGUAGUAAGACUGAUGAUGACACGCCUCUAAAUCUUACGCAAAGCAAACAUGAAACAUCGGCAGAAAAACAAAUGGAGCCGCCUUCAUGGUGUGGCCAGGAGAACGCAAUCCCCAGUAUCUCCCCCUUCCUCUUUCAUACCGGACUCGUUGAUGCUGGUAAAAUCAGUGGCAUCUCCGCAAAACCUGGAGGAAGUGAAGGUGAAAAACUUGCCUUCCCCAUCCGUUCCGAUUCAUCCAAGCUUCUGAAUUAUAUUUCGCCUCUCGAUGUUGGCUCAGCGAAUCCAUGCGACUUGUUACUCAAAAUGAUUCAGGCUUGUCAACAAAACACCUCCACCGGCCCACCUCGUAAUGAGCAAACGCAACAGCAGCAACAGCCAUCCAUACCAGUGCCCUCGACUAGUCCGGAGGGGAGCAUGCCCGUCAUCCCACUGGGUCUCACGUCUCUGCCCCUGCGGGAGCCGUCUGUUGCUCCAGGUCUCCCUCUGUCCCUACUCAGCAUGAAACUGGAGGACGCCAAAUCAGAGCAACAACUCCUCACUCACCUGGGUCUUGAUCCAGCUCUUCUCUCCACUCUACAGAAUGGACCCAAAGCCUUACCACUUGGAGCUCCAACACCAUCUGGACGGAUGCCUUCUGGUGACCUCUUUGCUUCACCAAAACUCGUCUCGUUGCCAUCACAAAGCAACGGAUUUCCACUAAUGCGUCAAUCGCCACCACUGCAGUCCUCGCAACAGGAGACGGACUGUGAGCAAAAGCCAAAUCAGGGUACCGGAUUCGGCCAGUCAAGAAAGGAAAUUUCGCCCGAGGCCCAGACAACCGGCGUGCGUGGCGCACCCGCUCUCUUUGCAGUCAUUGUUUUUAUUCAUCCGACCGUCUCUUCUCUUUCCUCUCAUUUCAAUCCACUUGGUGUAAAGAGGCGCACGGAUAGUAAAGAUAUGCGUGGGAUCUUCACAAGGUGCGAUUUCGGGGAGAUCGAAACUAGUAGACUUGAUGAUUCGAGCGACGCAAACCAAACAAAGUCACCCAAAAGACCUCACAUCAAGCGACCUAUGAAUGCCUUCAUGGUAUGGGCCCGUGAGGAGCGUCGCAAAAUCCUCAAGGCUUGCCCUGACAUGCAUAACAGCAAUAUUUCGAAGAUUCUCGGAGCCAGAUGGAAGGCGAUGUCGGCGGAGGAGAAGCGACCUUAUUACGAGGAGCAGUCGCGGUUGAGUCGCAAGCACAUGGAGGAUCACCCUGACUAUCGGUAUCGGCCAAGGCCCAAGCGAACUUGCAUUGUUGACGGGAGGAAGUUGCGCAUCUCUGAGUACAAGGAAUUGAUGCGUAAUCGACGUGGUGAAAAUCGCAAACAUUGGUUUGGAAAUGGAGACACACAACGCAUAGUGGAAGGUCUCCUUGGCACACCCAUGUCAAAAUUGCAGAGCUCUGGUGUAAGCGAGAGCAGUUCCAUCAACGAAGCCAUAGAUGAUUCCCGUCCUCCAACAAUGUUGCACAUUCCCACGAGUUUUGAGCACUUUCCAGGCAAUUCAUCUCCUGUCGGUGGCUUUCACCACCCGGCUUUUCCCACAUUGGCUCCCACAGGCCUCACAUUCCCCUUGCCAACCGCUUCCACCACUUUGCCAUGCGAGUCGACGAGUGAGCGCAGUCAAGUUCGCCUCCUGCCGCCGCCGCCUAACCCCGCUGUUACCGCUACUACUGCUACUGUCGUUACGGCGGUAUCUUCAGCAAGUCCGGAGGAUCUCUCUCCUCGUUCUGCCUCACCUCUGAUCGGAAUUCACUCGACACCAGGCCUGCAAACAACCUUGUGA
Messenger RNA from Echinococcus granulosus, 2211 nucleotides. RefSeq names its product Transcription factor SOX-5. Bases 1 to 2211 code for a protein of 736 amino acids. Gene Ontology annotation, molecular function: DNA-binding transcription factor activity, RNA polymerase II-specific; RNA polymerase II cis-regulatory region sequence-specific DNA binding. NCBI's taxonomy places the organism in Eukaryota, Metazoa, Platyhelminthes, Cestoda, Cyclophyllidea, Taeniidae. Gene Ontology annotation, biological process: regulation of transcription by RNA polymerase II; cell fate commitment. Gene Ontology annotation, cellular component: nucleus. The transcript is spliced from 7 exons. The record is from RefSeq and is a predicted model, not a curated record.